Molecule: messenger RNA, 210 nt
Organism: Brugia pahangi
Lineage: Eukaryota; Metazoa; Nematoda; Chromadorea; Rhabditida; Onchocercidae
Source: the annotation of a GenBank genome assembly
AUGAAUUAUUGGGACACUGGGACUUUGAAACAUCUGAACAGAGUGUUAAUCCUAGUGGCGAUAGACAUUAUAGAACUGCGACAAAAGCGCGCAAUUGACCAGAAAGCGAUGUUGUUUCAAUAUGAACAAUUUAGUAUAUACAUAGUGAGUGAUAUAUUAAACUUCUGUUGGCUAAAGAGGGAUCGAGAAUGUCAAUCACUUUACUGGUGA